AUGCCGGCGUCGGGUCUCCCACUGGGCUUCCAUGGCACUGUCGUCCACUCGCGCAGUCUCGACGAGCUCGAGAUUCUGCUGGACUGUUUCGUGCUCGUCGAUAAAUCGGGCACCAUCCAGACCCUCCAGGCCGACACACAUCCAGACCGCAUCAAUGCCAUCGUGGCGGAGCAUGGCUAUGCCCCCGAUGUCUUCCCCGUAAAGUACCUGCGCCGCGGCGAGUUCCUGUGUCCAGGUGAAAUGUCCUUUAUCGAUCUGUCUAGCAAUGAUUUCAAGCUAAUCUGGAUCUCUUCGUAG
This is a messenger RNA of Penicillium lagena, 297 nucleotides long. RefSeq lists its product as uncharacterized. NCBI's taxonomy places the organism in Eukaryota, Fungi, Ascomycota, Eurotiomycetes, Eurotiales, Aspergillaceae. The coding region runs from base 1 to 297 and encodes 98 amino acids. The transcript has a single exon. The record is from RefSeq and is a predicted model, not a curated record. Gene Ontology annotation, molecular function: hydrolase activity, acting on carbon-nitrogen (but not peptide) bonds.